Messenger RNA from Dioscorea cayenensis subsp. rotundata (Guinea yam), 1216 nucleotides. RefSeq names its product dirigent protein 6. The record is from RefSeq and is a predicted model, not a curated record. NCBI's taxonomy places the organism in Eukaryota, Viridiplantae, Streptophyta, Magnoliopsida, Dioscoreales, Dioscoreaceae. Bases 313 to 870 code for a protein of 185 amino acids. The transcript has a single exon.
CUGUUUGUUGCUGUGGCUUAUCAUAAAAUACACAAAUAAAAAUCUCAUUUGAUUCACAAGACCAAGCAAAUUGAACGAAAGGGAUGGCAAGUCUCUUCAGAGGUUUUGGUGGUUUGGUACAUUUCCAGAUAAUGGUUUAGGUUUGCUCAUGGAAGGUGAAGAUUUAAAACCUCACAAAUAUUUAUGGCCAUGGUGGAGCUGGUGUACUUUCUCAGGUUCAGUCUGUAUAAGAACCAUCAAAACCAACGCACUUAACAAGAUAUAACAGCCUGGCUUUGCCAAGCCAGUUAAGCGCCCAGAGGCAUAAACAUAAUGCUGGCAAAGAUCAUCUUCUUUGCAGCAGUAUCAGUGGCCAUUGCCACCGUCAUCCUCCUAGCAUUCGUUUCACCGCCAGGGCACAAGAAAAACCAGGAGGACAAGCAAGGCUCUUGGCUCGACCUCUCCCUCUACAUUCAGCCGCCCCACCUUCCAAACUACCAACAUCCAGGAGCAACACAACGAAGGAGUGAGGCAUUGAUUUUCCACCACACAAUCACAGAGGGUCCGAAGAACACAUCGAAGGUCAUCGGCAAAGCACAGGGCUUCAUAAUUCCCAUAGAGCAUUUUGCUCAUUCACCAUUUAACAUCAUUUACCUCAGCUUCAAUACACCAGAGUACACUGGGAGCCUAAAUGUAGAGGCAAAGCAAAUGAGGAAUGAAGCCAGAGAAGAACUCACUGUUCUAGGUGGAACCGGUUCGUUUGCCUUCGCCCGAGGACUUGCCGUCUUCAUACAAAAUCAAAAUUACAAUCUCAAUCGAAGGGAUGGGCUAACAUCACAUACUUUUGCCAUGUACCACCUGCAGUUAAGGCUGAAGUUCCCUGUACAGUAAUAUGGCAAUAUAUCUGGAUGAAAACGCAUCCACAAACAAUUGAGACACAUGAUCAAUUUGUCUGAGCAUGUUUAACUAACAAGAAACUGACAUAUUAAAGACAAACAAUUGACCAGGACUACAUCUGUAAAGCAAAAAGGAGAACAUUGGAAACAUUCAAAAUAUAGCACAUCUUGUUUUCAGUUGGUGUAUGACUACAGUCAUACACUGAAAAAAAAAUAAAGAACACCAGAAAUCAGAUAGUUGGCCUUAAGAAUGCCAUCAGUUUGUAGAUAAUCAUCCUCAACGACCAUUCCCAAAUCAAGUAGAAUCUACAGUGAACUCUCAAAAGAUUCCAAGGACCUGA